GUUACCCAGUGCAACUUUAAUCUGUUUAAAUAUAUUAAAUAUAUAGAUGGACACACAUAGAUAACCAUCUGAGUCAGCGUAGAAGCUGUUUGUCCUGGUUAUCAACCACUGAUUCCUGCGUUUGCUCUAAAAUUCUGGUCGUAGCCUCCACUGAAGACUCUGAUGCUGAGACACAGUAACCUGCAGUGGAAACUCUCAUGGCCUUAAUAGGUGUCGUUGCACAGGCGCUGCAGCCUGUCUGUGUCACAGUCAACAAAUGUGCUCCACUAGAAUAAGUAGCUUCUUGCUCUGCAGAUAAAUGCAGAGCAAUUUUUUUAAAUGCAUCCCUGUCCAGUACACCAGGUCUGUUCUCCAGACUGACUUCACUCUGUGUCUGUGCUGUGGGCACCCGUUGGGGAGGGGAGGAGGGGAGGAAGAGGGUCAGUGUGGGUUCACACUCUCUCACAGUCAAGCCUCUUGUAUUUGUGCGGUGCCUUUGUUUGCUGCGCUAAUGUGGGAGGGAACAGCAGACGACCCCCUGACUGUCGGCCAGAGAGGAUCAUGGGACACAUCACAUGACAUCCCCACUGCCCACUCCUGCUAUGUUCUGUUACAGAUUUACAACCAGAGGUAUGCAGCCAUAGGCAUGCUGGAAUGUGGAUAGAAUGACAUGUGGAUGGAUGAUAUAGAUGGGUGGACGGACACACAGAAGUUUAAAAAUAUAUUAAACGUCUGUUCUAUGGUAUGCAAGAUUUCAAUAAAGCUGUUCUAUAAAUGUCUUUGUCUCUACCUAGUGGCCAAAAUAAGAUGUGCACCUAUGAUGAACAAUUUUCUAACGGGAGCCGAAACAAGGAAAAUAGAACAUACUGCAUUACAAUAAAAACGUGUACUUUUAAAGAUUAAUUAAAGGUAUAAAUAGAGGAGGAUUUUCUGAAAUACUAAGUAUUAAAACAGAUCCCACAUUAUCCCCUUCAUUGGUAGGACAUUAGGUUUUAAAACUACGGUCCUAUUACAAUGCAGACUGUGUCGAUCCCUGAUGACGGGCUUCCUCUACAGGGCACAGAGGGGAGAUGCAUCCUCUGUGGUGAGAACCAGUAGGCCAGAAUUCUUUUAUAGCUAUUGCUCUAAGUACAGUAAAGGCAAGGAACCAAUCACAGUGCCUAACACAUUACAACCCAGUCUGAUAUGAACCCAUCAGGCAGUCCUGUGUGCUCCUAACACACUCUUACCUUUUAAGUGACUUCUGUGAUGUCACUGGGCUGUGACAUCACCCACUUUGUCAUUUGUUUGUAUUUCCUUUCAUCCUGAGCUUUGUGAUGUCACAUAUUUACACAGGAGCCGUGAGGUUAUGCUGAAUACACCACUGUGGAACCUGGAAGAAGUUAUGAAUGCCAUUAAACUCCACUCUGGUGAUUUUCCUCAAACACUCAGAAGACCGUCAGUUCUGGAUCAAGAUGUGACCACACGCAUCAUAAGGUUUUUUUUGAAGGAGGACAGAAUAGUCGGCAUUAAAUACUCUGUAAGAGCCAUAAUGCGGAGAAGCUCCCGACUACAAAUCUCAGGUUACUAUGACAGUGAGGGAAAACCAAUCAUUUCCUACAAAGAAAUCCUGUACAGAGUCUUCAAAAGACGCCGUUUUUUUCCUCGAAGAAAACUCUCUGUCAGCAACAUGGAUGAGAAAAUCGAUGAUUCCAUGAACGGCCUCUUUCAGUUCAGUCAGAGGAGCCUGUGGUGGAUCAUCUUCAUCUUAUUAUGUAUUGGUUUAGCUUUCUUCAUACCUUCAUGGACGGGCAGCUCUUUUGAUCCAGGACAAUACGUCUCCCUCUGUCUGUCGAGAAUAUUAGCUUUCAUCCAUACACUCAUGGACGGCUCUCCAGACCACAGUGUGACAGAGUCACCCAUCAUUGAGAUUAAAGGUCCACCUGAACCGUGUCGACAUAUUGAGGAAUCAUCCCAUCAGAUGGAGGACGAGCUGCUGACUUUGAGGAGGAGACUCACCACUCUUUUCCCUCUCGCUGACUCACUGACCAACUUUGCCCUCAAGUCUCUAGGAGCUAGAAUAGUCCAUUCUCUAACGUCAGAAGCGUACCAGACGCCUCAGCCCCACUGGACAUUUUUUGGAAUACCUCUGUGGCGAUCAGCUGUGGGUGCUAGUGUAGUGAUUGAGGGACAUUCGACUCUUCUUCCAGGUCGCUGCUGGCCCUUCCCAGGUGAUCAGGGUCAUUUAGUUAUCGGACUUCCGUUUCCUGUGGUCAUCAGUCACGUGUCUCUGGGCCACAUCUCAAACAGCUCGUCCCCAAGUGGAACCAUCGACGCUGCUCCCAAAGUGUUUUCUAUCUAUGGCAUGGAAUACUUGGACUGUGAAAUGUCCCGGUUAGGAACCUUUCUCUACGAUCGGGACGGAGGUCAAAUGCAAACUUUCAAAAUACCAGCGAACAAAACUGGAACCUUCAAUUAUGUCAAGCUCCAGGUGGAGAGCAACUGGGGUCACCCCAACUACACCUGUGUGUACAACCUUAGAGUUCAUGGACGAUGGCAGAACGAGGUGGGUGGAGACACAACGUCGUGGGGGUGACGUGGACGAUGUUGAUGCGACGUUGGUACAACGAUCACAUCCUUUGCAGCAGUUCUGCAGGAGCAGUUUGUUUUGUGACUAUGAGGCUGUGGGUCGGUGGUUGAGUGGAUCAGCCUCCUUCAGAGAAGUCAUGGUUAGAUUCCCAGCUCCUCUACAUGCCAAUGUGUCCCUGGGCCUGACGCUGAACCCAAGACCUCCUCUGCUGACUAUACUAGCAGAGAGCCAAUGGUUGAAGUAGGUAUGUGAAAAAGGAAACGGCUGAAGAGAUGUUCUUUAAGAAUAAGGGAGUGAAAACAGGAGACAUGUAGAUGAGAACACAGCAGAGAACCUGCACAAGAGGCACGAGGAUUUAAGAAUGGUGCUGAAGAGCAGGUCAGCAGGUCAGAUGUUGAAAUCAGGGAACUACCUAAAUGAAAAAAAGUCAAAUUAAAAAUGGAAUAUGAUAUUGAUGAGAUGGAAUAGGAGUUAGUGAAUAAUUAUAAUAAUAAAUAAAGUGAUUAAUAAUAAUAAUAUAUGAAGAACUCUGCAAAAUCCUGCAGAUUGGAUACUUCAUCUCUAUGUCAGGGCAUGUGGGACAGGGUUCAGGGGCCGCAGGCAGGUACCUGCUAAUGUUAAAGACUGAGUGUGCAGGAGCAGCAGCAGGAGGAGGAGGAGCAGGAGGAGGAGCAGGAGGAGGAGGUGAAAGAGGUGGAGGUGGCGGCGAUUGAAAGAAAUCACCUGCCACUUAUUUAAACAAGACUAGAGAAAAGGCAGAGGCCCAGACUGAGAGACCAGCAGCUCUGGUUGUAAA
This is a messenger RNA of Cynoglossus semilaevis (tongue sole), 3344 nucleotides long. RefSeq lists its product as uncharacterized. Bases 1328 to 2554 code for a protein of 408 amino acids. Gene Ontology annotation, molecular function: protein-membrane adaptor activity. NCBI's taxonomy places the organism in Eukaryota, Metazoa, Chordata, Actinopteri, Pleuronectiformes, Cynoglossidae. The transcript has 9 exons. The record is from RefSeq and is a predicted model, not a curated record. Gene Ontology annotation, cellular component: nuclear envelope; meiotic nuclear membrane microtubule tethering complex.